CCUUCACAUGGCGAUGACAUAGUUCGUUGUUGCCGUGACGCUUUUGUGGUCGAGAGAGCGAAGUGCUCUUUAGUCUCAACUAUCAUCGCUAUGGCGCGGGACUUCAGUUGUCCGAUGCGCAAGCCAAAGCUAGCCCUAGUUUCGUGCAAUGGCCAAGACCUCCGAAGUACCUCUGCCAUCAAACGCAGCUGUCCAACACAAGCUCCGUGUAGCUCUGGAGUAUCGUUAGAACCUCUUCUGUGUUCUUCCUGACAUUUUGAAUCGCAAUGGCUGACUACAAGCCUGAGAGCAUGGUCGCUGCCAUUCGCCAGUCUCCGCCCAUCGACGUUACCACUCCAUACGAUGCCGCCUGGGUCAAGGACAAAGUCAUACUGAUAACGGGAGGAGCGAGCGGCUUCGGCGCUGGCUUUGUGCGGCUGUGGGCGAAGAAUGGAGCAACAGUCAUCGUUGGUGACAUCAACGUCAAAAUGGGCGACACGCUUGUACGCGAUGUGCGCAAUGAGGCGGGCCACAAUCGCGUGCAUUUUGUGCACUGCGAUGUCACAGACUGGCAGUCGCAAGUCAAUCUGUUCAAAGAGGCGGUCAAGCUGAGUCCACAUGGUGGGCUUGACACGGUCGUUGCAAACGCAGGAAUUGCAGGCAUCGACGUCCUACCGGAGGGCAAGAACCUCGAUGCUGCAGAGCCUCCGCCGCCGAACUUCAAGAUCAUGGAUGUGAACCUCACUGGUGUCCUGUACACAACGCAUCUCGCGUACUUCUACCUGCCAAAGAACCCCGGCUCGAAGGUGUGCAGCAUCGACUCGAAGCCUUCGACCACAUCACCGCGCGAUCGACAUCUGCUGCUGCUUGGUUCGGUAGCGUCACUCGCGCCUAUUGCGAUACAACCACAAUACAACGCUGCGAAGCAUGCUGUGCUGGGACUGUUUAGAAGUCUGAGGUCGACGAGCUCGCUGCAGGGGAUACGGGUUAACUGCCUACUCCCCUACUUCAUCGACACACCCAUUGUGCCCACAUUCGGCCGUCUAUUGCUGGCUGGCGGUGCAAUGGGUCGAGUUGAGGAUGUAGUCGCUGCAGGCACACGCUUUGUGUCUGACAGCCGCAUUCUCGGGCGCUCACUGGUCAUUGGGCCAAAGGUGCAUGUUCGUCAGAAGGAUAACGGCGAGUGGGAUCUGGUGACACCUGGAUCGCCAGGCAGCAUCGAGACAGCAGUGUUCGAGCCCUAUGCUGACGACUGGGAAGAUGUGGAUGCGUGGGACCGCAACAUCGUGAAGAUUUUGAAUUUGGUCCAGGCUGGCCGAGGUUGGACGGGGUGGGCUCACGAUAUCGUCAAGGCUGUCUUCUAUGGAUUGGGUUUUGGAAGAUGAUCGAAAAUGGUCACGCAUCUGUCUACUACUGGUGCUCCGGAUACUUCGGCUCACAUUUGAACUUCAAAGAUCGUCAGCGGCGGGCGAUCGGUGGACUCACAAUGUGUAGUAGACUGCUAGAGAUGUACUUAAUGUAGAUGUUUAUA
Molecule: messenger RNA, 1510 nt
Organism: Macroventuria anomochaeta
Lineage: Eukaryota; Fungi; Ascomycota; Dothideomycetes; Pleosporales; Didymellaceae
Product: NAD(P)-binding protein
Exons: 1
Coding region: 267-1364 (365 amino acids)
Molecular function (GO): oxidoreductase activity
Source: RefSeq, a predicted model, not a curated record